Molecule: messenger RNA, 1435 nt
Organism: Acomys russatus (golden spiny mouse)
Lineage: Eukaryota; Metazoa; Chordata; Mammalia; Rodentia; Muridae
Gene: Zbtb32
Product: zinc finger and BTB domain containing 32
Exons: 5
Coding region: 2-1435 (477 amino acids)
Biological process (GO): regulation of transcription by RNA polymerase II
Cellular component (GO): nucleus
Molecular function (GO): protein binding; RNA polymerase II cis-regulatory region sequence-specific DNA binding; DNA-binding transcription factor activity, RNA polymerase II-specific
Source: RefSeq, a predicted model, not a curated record
AAUGGCCCAUACCCCCACAAGACUCAUCAGCCCAUAUGGCUCUGAUAGGCUGGUGCGGCUGGCUGCUAAGCUGCGGCCAGCACUGUGUGACACCCUGAUCACCGUCGGGGGCCUGGAGUUCCCUGCUCACAGCCUGGUGCUGGCAGGGGCGAGCCCGAGGCUGGGCUGCAGGGGCCGCUGGGCUCUGGGUGAAGGCAUCAGCCCGUCCACCUUUGCUCAGCUUCUGACCUUGGUGUAUGGGGAGAGUGUAGAGCUCCGGCCUGGGGAACUGGGGAACCUUGAAGAGGCAGCCAGAGCCUUGGGGGUUCAGGCCCUGGAAGAAGCGUGUCAGAGGGCUCAGGAGGCCAAGCGUGAGGAUGAGCUGGACCCAGGACUGGAGCAGCACCAGCAGUCAGAACUCAUGAGGAGUUCCGAGCGAGGACUGGGGGGUCCUGGAGAGAAACAGAAGCCAGGGAAGGGAACUGGGGAACAGGAGCUGUUCCCCAGGCACAGAGCACCCAGAGAGAGCUCGGAGAUGCCAGGGGUCACUAGGAAGAUGAGACCAGAGGAGGCACUGGGCCCAGCCCCUGUUGGCUGUAGGGGAGCAGAAAGGCAGCAAGAGGCCACUGGAGGUAUAGCAAGCUCCCAGAGCCCCAAGGAGAGUCCUCCCGGGUGGCCUGGCCCCCUCCCAGCACCAGAUUCUCUCCUAACUAGCCUUAUUCCCAGGCCCUGGUGGGCUGAGGCCCCCUGCUGGGGGGAGGGCCAACCUGCCCUGUGGAGCAUCUUGCUGUGGCCGCCGCCCAGAUAUGGCACUCCCUUCUGCCAUAGUGCCCCUGCCACCGCAGCCGGGCAGGUCUGGCCUCAAGACCAGAGGAUCCCACUGACCUUGAACCACUCCAAAGGUCUCUGGAGCCAGAAUCUGCUGGCCCCCUGCAGCCCGACUCCAGCCUUUCCCCGGGGCCCUGAAAAACUCAGCCCUUGGGAGAUAGAAGAGUCUGGGCAAGGGUACCUAGGCACACUGGCCACCUGUGUGGGUCAAGAGCGCACACUGAGCUGCCCAUCCCGCCAACACCCCCCUUUACCCUCUGCUGCUCGCUCUCGGCCCUAUUCUUGCUCCGUCUGUGGAAAGAGGUUUUCACUCAAGCAUCAGAUGGAGACGCAUUACCGAGUCCACACAGGAGAGAAGCCCUUCUCCUGUAGCCUCUGUCCCCAGCGCUCCCGGGAUUUCUCUGCCAUGACCAAGCACCUGAGGACACAUGGGGCUGCUCCCUAUCGCUGCCCUCUGUGCAGGGCUGGCUGCCCUAGCCUGGCUGCCAUGCAGGCGCACAUGCGUGGCCACCCGCCCAGCCAGCUGCCGCCUGGAUGGACCAUCCGCUCCACCCUCCUCUACUCUUCCUCGAGGUCGACUCGCGCCUCGAUCUCUCCCGGGAUUCCUACCUCCUCCUCUGCUACCUGA